Molecule: messenger RNA, 1185 nt
Organism: Medicago truncatula (barrel medic)
Lineage: Eukaryota; Viridiplantae; Streptophyta; Magnoliopsida; Fabales; Fabaceae
Product: TVP38/TMEM64 family membrane protein slr0305
Exons: 9
Coding region: 119-943 (274 amino acids)
Cellular component (GO): membrane
Source: RefSeq, a predicted model, not a curated record
GAAAAUUUCAAACCUGGCAAAUCUUGGAGGAUUAAGGGCUCGUUCUUCAUUGAAGCAACCUUCCCUUGAUUUAAACGACGACGACGAAGAGUGUCGUCCUUGGCGUCGAAGAUUCACCAUGGCUUUUUCCUGGGCUUCUGCCUUCAGGAUCACUCUUCUUCUUCUCCUUCUUCUUGCUGUUAUUGUCGCUUGUUUCACUCUUCCUAUUGAAAAGAUUAUGAAGGAUUUUCUACUAUGGGUUGAUCGUGAUCUUGGGGCAUGGGGGCCACUUGUUUUGGCUGUUGCUUACAUUCCCUUGACUGUCUUGGCAGUUCCAGCUUCAGUUCUUACUCUUGGUGGUGGUUAUCUUUUUGGGCUUCCAGUUGGCUUUGUUGCCGACUCUAUUGGUGCAACUGUUGGUGCAGGAGCUGCAUUUCUUCUUGGUAGAACAAUUGGAAGGCCGUUUGUUGUUUCUAGAUUGAAGGAUUAUCCAAAAUUUAAAUCAGUGGCAAUUGCAAUACGGAGAUCUGGCUUUAAGAUUGUAUUACUGCUUCGGCUUGUUCCACUGCUACCAUUUAACAUGUUAAAUUAUCUCUUAUCGGUGACUCCUGUUUCACUUGUGGAAUACAUGCUGGCUUCCUGGUUAGGAAUGAUGCCAAUAACACUGGCACUUGUAUAUGUUGGAACGACCCUUAAAGAUCUUUCUGACGUAACACAUGGUUGGAAUGAAUUCUCGAAGUCUCGUUGGGCAUUUAUCAUUAUUGGUCUCAUAGUAUCUGUGGUUCUUAUGAUAUGUGUUACCAAAGUUGCUAAGUCUGCUUUGGAUAAAGCCUUGGCCGAAAACGAAGAUAUUGAUGGGGUUACAUCCUCACCGGAGUUACCAAUUGUUGCCGAGCCACCAUCAGAUCUGAACCAACCACUCAUAAUUAAGAUAGAUUCUACUGAAGACAAUCAUGAAAAGUAAAUUCAUUUUUUGUGUAAAUUCUUUCUUCCUCUCCUCAGUCCUCAUAGUUGUUUUUUUUUUUUUUAAAGAGAUAGCUACCAGCUCCACCUAUUUAUUUGUGAUUUGUACAGCUCCAACAUUAGAAAUAUAGUUUGUGACAGGAGUUUUUAAUCCUACAAUCAAGAUUACAUUAUUGACUAUGUCGAAGAAGUUCAUGAUAUUAUCAACGAUUCAUGAUUCUCUUAAUUAUUUUGCACUUUCUA